AUGUCGUCAGAGCCCGAUCUCCAUCGGGCCAUUUCCAUGAAACCCCACCCGUUCCAUACGCAUCCCGACCGCAUAGAACGCACCUCAAGCCCACACCACCACCACCACGGCAGCAGCAGCACUUCGCACCCAACACCCACCAAACAAGCCGCUAGUAGUACCGCGAUAGAAACCACCCAACACGCACCCAACACCCACGACCCCAUCGCACGCCACAUCCCCCGCUCGCAAGAUGAUCUCGAAUCGCAAUCCCCGCCCUCCUACACCCCCGACAACGAUCCAUACUCGCUCUCCUCAGCCAUAAAGCCGGAAUCCGAACUCGCUCUCAUCCGCGCAAACACCUCGCGCAAGCGCGACGGCUGCGGCGGUCCCCUCACCCUAAACAGCACCGCGCGCUCAGCCCAGAAACUCGAAGCCUUCUACUCGUCGCAAAACGAAAACAUCGAGCGGCUCCUCAAACCAGUCGCUGACCACCGGCGCGCCGCAAAAGAAGAAGACACGGCGAACCAUUUGAAAUACAAGAUCGCUGUCAUCGGUUCCUUUGCCGCAAACAUCUUGCUCGCGGUCCUGCAACUGUAUGCGGCUGUGAGUUCCAAGUCGCUGUCGCUGUUCACCACAAUGGCGGAUUCACUGUUCGACCCUCUGUCUAAUCUCACGCUGAUAAUGUGUAACCGCGCCGUCGCCCGCGUCGACGCGCGAAAGUUCCCCUCUGGAAAAGCGCGCAUAGAAACAGCCGGUAACCUUUGUUUCUGCGCGCUCAUGAUCACCGUCUCCGUCGUCAUCAUCGUAGAAUCUAUUCGUACAGUUGCCGAGCACAGCGGGCCCGAGACGAAUGAUUUCUUCCUGCCGUCCGUGAUUGCUGUUGCAGUGGCGUUUAGCACAAAGUUCAGCUUGUUUCUGUACUGUUGGGCCAUCAGGAAUAAGUACAGUCAAGUGCGUAUUCUGUGGGAGGAUCACAGGAAUGAUUUGUUUAUUAAUGGGUUUGGUAUCUUGACGAGUGUCGGGGGGAGUAAGUUGAAGUGGUGGAUUGAUCCCAUGGGCGCCAUGAUUUUGAGUGUUUUAAUCAUCUUUUUGUGGAGUAGGACUGCGUAUAGCGAGUUUCAGCUGUUGAUUGGGGUCACGGCUGAUACGGGCAUGUUGCAGCAUAUUACUUAUAUUUCUAUGACACACUCCCCCCAAAUCCGUCAAAUCGACACCGUACGUGCCUACCACUCCGGCCCCCGCCUCAUCGUCGAAGUAGACAUUGUCAUGGAUCCAGAAGACACUCUCCGCAGCACACACGACAUAGCAGAGGAGCUUCAAAUCAAGCUUGAGAGUCUGCCUGAUGUGGAGCGUGCCUAUGUGCACGUGGAUUAUGAGACUGAUCAUCGGCCUGAGCACUUUUUGAAAAAGGAGUUGUGA
Messenger RNA from Pyrenophora tritici-repentis Pt-1C-BFP, 1401 nucleotides. The record is from RefSeq and is a predicted model, not a curated record. NCBI's taxonomy places the organism in Eukaryota, Fungi, Ascomycota, Dothideomycetes, Pleosporales, Pleosporaceae.